Messenger RNA from Cephus cinctus (wheat stem sawfly), 1478 nucleotides. RefSeq names its product ribosome biogenesis protein NSA2 homolog (gene Ip259). The coding region runs from base 587 to 1366 and encodes 259 amino acids. Gene Ontology annotation, biological process: maturation of LSU-rRNA; maturation of 5.8S rRNA. Lineage: Eukaryota; Metazoa; Arthropoda; Insecta; Hymenoptera; Cephidae. Gene Ontology annotation, cellular component: preribosome, large subunit precursor; nucleolus. The record is from RefSeq and is a predicted model, not a curated record. The transcript has 2 exons.
AAGUUUGGAACUUCCUGACACAUGCCACGUUUUUCCAAGCGUAGUGCAGACUACCUUGCGCUUGUGGUUUGUAUUCUGAUUUGUUCCUACGACAGGUGCGUGAAUUGUUAACGCAGAUUGUAUAUUGCCAUACAAUAGUAAACCUUUGCAGAUAUUGGUAGUCCCUCUAUUAUAAUUUUUUAUAUUUAAGUAGUUUUGGAGUCAAGUGCAUAUGGCUUACCAUUAGUAAUUGCGUUCUAAUGGUGGCGUAGAAACAAGUUGACGCUAUCAUUACACAAAGUAAUAGUUGUGUAUUUAUUGCCUUAAUAUUAUCGGUUUGAAAAUAUUUCAAUCAAAUGGGAUUUUUAUAGUCUGGAGUAUUUCUUUGAGAUUGAUGUAUUUAUUAUUUUUGGACCAUUCAAAAUAUCUUGUACUGCAUUGGACUACUAUAUUAUAAUAUAGUAUUAUUUCAAUGAUAUAGAAAAUAUUUUAAGUAAUAUACUUGGUUUAUCUGUAUAUUUCAAUCAAAAAGGAAAUAUGGCAAAAAAGUUAAGCUACAGAUGAAUUGACUGUCUAUUAAGAAUUCAGCUCAAGUAAAAGGGACAAAAUGCCACAGAACGAGUACAUUGAGAGGCACCAGAAGUUGUAUGGUAGACGUUUAGACUACGAGGAACGUAAACGCAAACGAGAUGCACGAGAACCACACAAACGUGCUGAACGGGCACGUAGUCUCCGUGGACUUAAAGCAAAGAUGUUCAACAAGGAGCGUCGUAACGAAAAGAUUCAGAUGAAGAGGAAAAUCAAGGCACACGAAGAGAAGAAAGUCAAGCAAAAGACUGAAAAGGCACCAGAAGGUGCAUUGCCAGUGUAUCUACUUGAUCGUGAUGUCACAUCAAGAGCAAAAGUACUUUCAAAUAUGAUAAAGCAGAAGCGUAAAGAGAAAGCUGGCAAAUGGGAUGUACCGAUACCAAAAGUGAGAGCACAAUCAGAUUCUGAAGUUUUCAAAGUAAUGAGAACUGGAAAGUCAAAACGGAAAUCUUGGAAGAGAAUGGUUACAAAAGUCACAUAUGUUGGUGAGAAUUUCACUAGGAAACCACCAAAGUUUGAAAGAUUCAUAAGACCAAUGGCAUUACGAUUUAAGAAGGCACAUGUCACACAUCCAGAAUUGAAGGCUACAUUCUGCUUGCCUAUUAUUGGAGUUAGGAAGAAUCCAAGCUCACCCAUGUAUACUACUUUGGGAGUCAUCACCAAGGGAACAAUCAUUGAAGUGAAUAUUUCAGAAUUGGGUUUAGUGACACAAUCAGGAAAAGUUGUUUGGGGAAAAUACGCACAAGUUACUAAUAAUCCAGAAAAUGAUGGCUGCAUUAAUGCUGUCCUUUUGGUCUAAUUUGCAUUUGGAACUUCAUUGUAAUUCUACCGUCAAAUACAUUGUGUACAUGUGAGAUUGAGGGCUGUCAAAUAUUUAGUUACCUAAAUAAAGUCAUUGACCCAAGAUAAAA